Molecule: messenger RNA, 2459 nt
Organism: Penaeus monodon (black tiger shrimp)
Lineage: Eukaryota; Metazoa; Arthropoda; Malacostraca; Decapoda; Penaeidae
Product: probable RNA-binding protein 19
Cellular component (GO): nucleus; ribonucleoprotein complex; cytoplasm
Molecular function (GO): mRNA binding
Source: RefSeq, a predicted model, not a curated record
UCGUAGGCACUCGAGAGUAACACGUGCGUCGCCUGCUCUACUGUUGUUAUUGUCGUGUCGUCUUCGUCGUUGCAUGCGAAAGCUGUGCGGGAAAUACUCUGCGCUCAGCCAAUCUCGUUAGAAAACACUUCUGCAUAGUGUCCUAGCUUAGGGGUGAAUAUUGAGGAGUUCAAGAAACACUUUAGUGAGAGAGGAAAUAUCACAGAUGCAAAGCUUGUCCACAAGGAUGGUACAUUCAGAAGAUUUGGUUUCAUUGGGUAUGAAAAUGGAGAUGCAGCUACUGAAGCUUGCAACUUCUUUAAUGGUACCUACUACAAGCAAUACAAGAUUAUUGUGGAAGUCUGUGAAGCUUUUGUGAGGAGGAAGGGGAGACCAAGGAGAAACUCGCCAACAAGAAUCUUUCAGACUUAGAUUACCUCAACAGUCUGAAGUCUAGAGGGAGUGCAGUCAAAGGAGCUGAUAAAAAGAAAGUUAUAAAGGAAAAGGAGAAACUGUACACUGUCAUCAUCAGAACAAAAAAUAUGUGCAAGACUGGGAAACGGACAUUUACGAAACAGAACAUAAAGGCCUUUCUCAAACCUGUCAAGUUUAAAAGUCUUCGGAUUCCACGAAGCUGCAGGCUGGUUGCUUAUGUUGGAUUUAAGACAGAAAAACAGAUGAAUCAAGCAUUGCAAAAGGAUAAAAGUUUUAUUGAUGGUGCCAGAGUGCAAGUGGUGAAAUGUGAAGAAGUUGAGGAUGACACCAAUAAAGAACACACUGAUCUGCCAUGGUACACGGCCCAGGAGAAGUUAAAGAAUGCUGAACCUGUGACAGACACCGGCAGUCUUUUCAUCCGCAACCUAUGGUACUCUGUCACGGAAGAAGACUUGCGAGAACUGCUUGAAAAAUAUGGCCAAAUAACAGAUCUCAAUCUCCCUAUUUGCAAGUACAGACGGAGAGCUAAGGGUUUUGCGCAGGUCACCUAUAUGUUUCCAGAGCAUGCAGUCAAGGCCAUGACAGAGCUUGAUGGAACUACCUUUAAGGGGAGAAUAUUACAUAUCCUUCCUGCAAUAGUCAAAGAAGAAGAGGAAGCUGCAGCAGAGGGAUCGAGUUUCAAGGAAAAGCAGCAGAAGGAAAAGAAGGCGACUGCUGGGGCUGGUCAUAACUGGAACACUCUUUUCAUUGGCAGUGGUGCUGUUGUGGACCUCAUGUCAGAGAAAUACAAUAGGUCCAAACAGGAGAUUUUGAACUCAGAAGGAAAGCAAAGUGUAGCGGUUAAUCUAGCACUUGGAGAAACACAGAUAGUGGAUGAAACCAAAAGAUUUCUUGAGGAUAGUGGUAUCUCACUUGAUGCUUUCACAACGUCCAAUAUCAAGAGAUCAAACACAGUCAUCCUUGUGAAGAAUCUUCCUGCAAAGACCACUGCCCAGGAACUGUCACAGUUAUUCUGUAGAUAUGGAGAGCUAGGAAGGGUUGUGCUACCUCCAGCAGGUGUUACAGGUGUUGUAGAAUACUUAGAUCCAAGUGAAGCAAGGAAGGGCUUCAAGAACCUUGCCUACUCCAAGUUCAAAUACUUGCCACUGUAUUUGGAAUGGGCACCCCUGAAUGUGUUCAAGUCAGAAUUCAGUGGGAUAUCCAUUAAGCCUGGCAGUAAAGACACAACUUCCACAGAGAGAGACAGUGAAGAUACAGAGGGGAAGAGCCAUGCUCAACCUGAAGCUCAUCCUGAACCAGACACAACCAUAUUUGUCAAGAAUCUAGAUUUUGGUACAAAUGAAGAUGUCUUGAAACAGUACUUUGAGAAGAUUGGUCAAGUGCACUCUGUAGUGAUUGCCAAGCGAAAUGGACUCUCUCAAGGCUAUGGGUUUGUGCAGUUCAUGAAGAGAUCAGAUGCACAGAAAUCCAUCAGAAAUAUGCAGAACUCUGUACUAGAAGGUCACACCAUAGAGAUCAAAUUAUCGGAGAAAACAUUAGCUGUGAUGCCCAAGAGCAGCCGCAUGAUUCAGAAAGCAGGGGAGCAAACAUCAUCAAAGAUUCUGGUCAAAAACAUUCCCUUCCAGGCCACUCAGAAGGAAGUGCGACAACUCUUUGCCACUUUUGGUGAGCUUAAAUUUGUGCGUCUGCCAAACAAGAUGAACAGCCAGGAACAUCGAGGAUUUGGCUUUGUGGAGUUCGUCACUAGAGAAGAUGCCAAGAAAGCAUUUGAGGCUCUGAGGCUAAGUACCCAUUUGUACGAUAGACGUUUGGUACUGGAAUGGGCCAAAGAUGACGAGUCUGUGGAGGAACUCAGGAAAAGAACAGCAGAAAAGUUCUUGGCUUCAGGACCAGCAAGGAAGAAGACAAAAGUGGUGAUGGAUCCGGCAGCAGCACAUGAAAACUCUGAUGAAGAUUAGGCAUUUAUAACAAUGAAAUCUGUCAGAAAUGACAGGAGAUGUAUCCAAAUUGUAUAUUAUUUAUAGAAUAAAUAUAUGCAGUCAUCA